Molecule: messenger RNA, 902 nt
Organism: Protobothrops mucrosquamatus (brown spotted pit viper)
Lineage: Eukaryota; Metazoa; Chordata; Lepidosauria; Squamata; Viperidae
Product: methylsterol monooxygenase 1-like
Exons: 2
Biological process (GO): sterol biosynthetic process
Molecular function (GO): C-4 methylsterol oxidase activity; iron ion binding
Source: RefSeq, a predicted model, not a curated record
GUUUGUGAUAGUUGCCCAGUGCUUUGGAUCUGCUGUGAUUGAAGAUACUUGGCAUUAUUUCCUGCAUCGACUACUUCAUCAUAAGAGAAUAUAUAAAUACAUUCACAAAGUACAUCAUGAAUUUGUUGUAUUUAUGUUUCUUUUUAGUGGCUAUGAUAUUCCUCUGAAUCCUUUACAUUUGCUGCCCUUUUAUGCUGGAUCCCGCUUUCAUGACUUCCAUCAUACGAACUUCAAUGGCAAUUACUCUUCAACUUUCACCUGGUGGGAUAAACUCUUUGGUACUGAUUCACAGUACAAUUCUUACAAGGGGAAAAUGAAGAAAGAGAAAGACACAGUGGAAAAGAAGAUAGAAUAAAUUUCCCAUUUGCAACACUCAAUGGCGGGAUCAAAGAGGCUUAAAACUAGAAAACGUAACAAUUAUUGCAAUUCAAAACAAAACACAGCUAUUAACAAACAAACCAAGCUUAGGUUUGCAGCAGGAAAAACAUUCAUUGAUGCAUUUUCCAAAUGAUUGUGCUUUUUCUAUCCUAUAGAUAAAUUAAACAAAUACUGUACAGUAUAUAUAUUAAAAAAAGGUUAAAUAUGACCAAAUGAUUGAAAUUAUGUAAAAAAGAUAUACAUUAAAAUUAAAAUGAGGGGUAUUUUGCAUUAAUGUAAAGCCUAAAGUUUAGAAAGGACAGCUACACUGAGUUCACCAAGUAAAACCUUUGUGGAAAUCCUCUUUCCCAAUUAGGUAUAAAAAAAAGUAUAUUUAAGAAAGCAUCUUUCUUACAAAGAAUCUUUUAACUUGGUUAUUAAUGAAUGUUAUUGUAAUCUGUAUUACACAUAACUGUAAAUUGCUGAUUUGAUUAUUACAGUAAGAUAAUUUGUCUUAUAGUAGCUGUGGUUGAUUUUUUGUCAUG